AUGAUAGAUGGGCAAGAAGGACGUGUGUAUCAUGCUGGUGCGGGUAGCCCGGAAUUUAUGCUCCUUCCAGGAAGCUUUCCCAGUUUAUCGAAUGUGUACCUUUAUUUCACACAUUUCAUCAAUGCUUACUCGGCAAAUUCAUUGCAACAGGGUAAAUUAAAGCGUGAGUUGUUUGAUAACAUCAAAAACAAUAAUUUUCUAUUGCAGCUAAAACUAGAAGAUUUAUACAAUUUCCAAAAUGUCGUAGCUGCAAAAGUAGAUGACACCAUGACUCAAAUCAAAUUGCCGUAUUACUAUGCAGAACAACUGGUAAAGGCUCUGACUGAACGUCCUUUGAUCUACCUACCUACAAUCGAAUCAGCUUGUUACAAUGUGUGCAAGGAACAGCAUAAACUGAGUGGAGAUGUCUAUAUUAAUCACAUACAACUUAACUUGCUUAAUACCUUUUGCAAACCUACUCCCAUAAGAUCCCUUCUAGCGAUUAACCAGGAAAGGUUCCUUGUUGUACCAGGAAUUGUGGUCCAAGCUGGACGAAUCCAACAUAAACUAAAAACUGCAGUGUUGCAAUGCCGUUAUUGCGAUCAUAAAAUGUCGUUAGAUGUUCCAGUUUGGAUUGACAAGCCUUCAAUGCCACAAACUUGCCGUUAUGCAGCUACGCUUAAGGCAGUGGAAUCUUCUGUCAACCAGCCACAACUGGGUUGUGACGGUGUUAAGUAUCCUUAUGUUAUACUGCCAAAUGAAUGCAAAUUUGUUGAUGUGCAAUCACUCAAGAUUCAGGAAUUGCCAGAGGAUGUUCCUACUGGAGAUAUGCCAAGGCAUCUAGAGCUAAAUAUGACUAGAUAUUUGUGCGAAAAACUCAUACCAGGAGAUAGAGUGCAUGUACACGGCGUGUUAACACUUUAUAAUUCACAAAAAAGGGCUACUAAACAUGACGUAACGGGCCGCUCGUAUUUGCACGUACUUGGGAUACAGAAAUUCCAAAACAUGCAAGACUCGAAUGUUGAGUUUGAUUUGGAGGAAGCAAAUGACCUAACGUUAUUAGCUUCACAACCCGACGUCCAUGAGAAAAUAUUCAAGUCAAUAGCACCCGCACUUUAUGGGUUGGAGAAUGUUAAAAAGGCUUGUGCAUGUUUGUUGUUCGGCGGCACACACAAAAAGAUUGGCAAUGAAACCAAAAUUAGGGGCGAUAUAAAUAUGUUGAUGCUGGGAGAUCCCUCUGUUGCCAAAUCACAAAUUCUAAAAUUCGUCGACAAAGUGGCGCCGGUGUCCGUUUACACAUCUGGUAAAGGAAGCAGUGCUGCCGGUUUAACCGCUACGGUGGUUAGGGAUAGACAGGGCUUGUUUUCACUUGAAGGUGGCGCCAUGGUCUUGGCCGAUGGAGGCGUGGUUUGUAUAGACGAAUUUGACAAGAUGCGCACUGACGAUGCAGUGGCUAUACAUGAGGCAAUGGAACAACAAACAAUAUCAAUUUCCAAAGCUGGGAUUACGACUAUGUUGAAUUCCAGAUGUUCAGUAAUAGCUGCCGCCAAUCCCACAUUUGGCUCAUAUAAUGACGACUCAGAUACCAUAGAGCAACAUGAUUUUAAGGCUACAAUCCUUUCAAGGUUUGACAUCAUAUUUUUGCUGAAGGACAAGGAGGAUAUUGAUCGAGAUACUACACUGUGUAAACACAUACUAAGUCUUCAUGCAGCAAAAAGUCAGUCUGUAGACACUCCCAUUCCCUUGAAAAAGCUGACGCGUCUGAUUCAAUAUGCAAGACAAACAAUCUUCCCAAUACUUUCUCGUGACGCUAAGGAUAGCUUGAGGAAUUAUUACGUUCAGAAAAGGACAGAAUAUAGGAUGGAUAAUCGCACCAACACCAAGAAGAUUCCUAUCACUCUUAGGCAGUUGGAGUCUCUCGUUAGACUAUCUGAAAGUUUCGCCCGUAUGGAAUUGUCCAGCGUUGCUACAGAGAAGCAUGUACAAAUGGCCAUCAACCUCUUCACAGUCUCUACGGCUGAAACUGCCAAAUCUACACUCGUAUUUGAAUCGCUAUCAAUUGAUGAACAAAAACUUGUGAAGCAAGCAGAAGAUGACAUAUUGAGUCACCUGCGUAACGGUCAACGUGUCACUAGAAACAGUUUGAUGAAGGAUAUGCAAAUGCGAGGGUUUGAUGUUUCAUUUAUAUCAAAGGCAAUUAGUAUAUUGAUUAAGAAGAGAGUGCUUCAGGAAAGGGGAGAUAGAUCUCUCAGACGUGUCGAUUAA
Molecule: messenger RNA, 2244 nt
Organism: Babesia microti strain RI
Lineage: Eukaryota; Apicomplexa; Aconoidasida; Piroplasmida; Babesiidae
Product: minichromosome maintenance protein 5 (cell division control protein)
Exons: 12
Coding region: 1-2244 (747 amino acids)
Biological process (GO): DNA replication initiation; double-strand break repair via break-induced replication; DNA replication
Cellular component (GO): MCM complex; nucleus
Molecular function (GO): single-stranded DNA helicase activity; single-stranded DNA binding; ATP binding
Source: RefSeq, a predicted model, not a curated record